Molecule: messenger RNA, 1221 nt
Organism: Arxiozyma heterogenica
Lineage: Eukaryota; Fungi; Ascomycota; Saccharomycetes; Saccharomycetales; Saccharomycetaceae
Gene: HST4
Product: NAD-dependent histone deacetylase HST4
Exons: 1
Coding region: 1-1221 (406 amino acids)
Biological process (GO): replication-born double-strand break repair via sister chromatid exchange; regulation of DNA repair; pericentric heterochromatin formation
Cellular component (GO): nucleus; mating-type region heterochromatin
Molecular function (GO): histone deacetylase activity, NAD-dependent; NAD+ binding
Source: RefSeq, a predicted model, not a curated record
AUGACCAUUUUAUUAACUCCACCACCAACUAUUGAAAAGACUGAGAGGAAAUCAUUCAAAAAUAGGCAAUACCAUCCUAAUGAUACUGAUAUUCAAAUUGAAACUCAAAGUAAAAAUAUCGUUCCAACAUUUUUAUUACCAAAAUUAAAGGAACUUGAAGAUAAAAAAUCAAACAAAUACAUAAAACCUUUUUAUACAAUUAAAAAGAAUAAACCACCUAAGAAUUCAAUCUUGGAUUUAAAUACUAAUAUUGAUAAAAAUAGUAAAAAUGACUCUAAAAAAUUAACUUUUCUAAAGAGUGUUUUUAAUAACUGUACAAAUAUUGUUAUGAUCACAGGCGCAGGCAUAUCAACAAAAGCAGGCAUCCCAGAUUUUAGAUCCAAUGAAAUUGGUCUAUUUAAACAAAGACUAACGGACUCUAAGAUUAAAGAUAACAAAUCAUUAUUCGAUAUCAAUUUAAUAUAUUCAUCGAAUGAAUACACAUUACAAUUCAAUAAACUGAUUAGAAAUUUACACAAUUUAUCCCAAUCUAAUACUCCAACUCCCUUCCAUUAUCUUAUAGAUAAUUUAAUUUCUAGAGGGCAGAUUAAAAGAAUUUAUACACAGAAUAUAGACUCUAUGGAAACCCAAUUAAAUUCCUUUAAAGAUUUGGAUCCAAUUCAAUUCUUUACUAAAUUACCAACAAAAUCACCUUACCCAAAACUAAUUCAAUUGCAUGGUUCAAUAAAUUACACUCAAUGUAAUAAAUGCCAUCAAAUCAAACCACUGAAUCCAUAUGAUUUUAUCACAGAAUUAGACACGUCUGAAACUAAAAUAGAUCAGAUUUUGAUACCGCACUGUUCUCAAUGCGAAGAAUUUGAAGAGGUUAGAAAGAUUGCCGGUAUUAGAUCUAAAGGUGUAGGUAUACUGCGACCAAAGAUUGUUCUUUAUAACGAGCUACAUCCAGAUGGUGAUGAGAUCGCUCGUAUAAUAAACUAUGAUAUUAAAUCUAAAAAAAUUGAUUGUUUAAUGAUUGUUGGUACCACUUUAGAGAUACCAGGUGUAAGAGACCUUAUUAAGGGAAUUAUUAAAAAUAUGAGACCACAAAGAUUACUAGGUAAAUUUGUCGUUAUCUUUAUCAGCAAUGAAUUACCAAAUAAUAAUAUUUUAAAACUGUUUGGAGAUGAUGGAAUAGAUUUGAUUGUUCAUGGUGAUUGUCAAGAUCUAGUUAAUUUAGUAUGA